UCAUUAUAAUGACCUUAACUAAUAGAGUGAGAUCCCAGUUAGCCUUAUCUGAGAUGUCAGACAGUUGACUCUGCACUCAAUUUGCAGCCAAUUCAGGGAUGUCAUUUUCUAUCUUCCUCCCACUGUACCAUUAGAAUUCAAAGAUCCAAUCUAACAUUUUUCUCUUUUAAGCCACUUCUUUUGGCUGGAACUAAUUCCAUCAUCACAUUCAUGAUUCAUCCACACAAACAUGGAUGAAAACGAUGUUCCUCCCCUUUUUCUCUGCCCCAUUUCCCUGCAGCUCAUGAGAGAUCCUGUCACUGUUUGCACAGGAAUCACUUACGAUAGAGAAAACAUAGAGAAAUGGUUAUCUUCAUGCAAGAACUACACUUGCCCUGUCACAAAGCAACCACUUUCACAACACACAGAUCUCACUCCAAACCACACUCUACAAAGGUUGAUCCAAGCUUGGUGUUCCCACAGUGCUUGUCUUGGAAUUGAAAAUGUUCCAACUCCAAAACCAACCAUUGACAAAACUCAAAUUCUCAAACUCAUCUCAGAAGCAAAGAGGUUCCCGGAAAAGCAACUCAAAUGCCUCAAAAGCCUUCAAUCUAUUGCUCUUGAAAGUGAAAGUAACAAACUCUGUUUGGUGUCUUCAGGGGUAAUACUAAUAGAUUUCUUGGCUUCAAUCAUGUUGAGUUGCAUCAGCCAAGAAGAUUCACCUCUUAAGAGUGAAGUUGCUAUUGAAGUCUUGUUUCAUCUUAAUCCAUGUGGGGCUCAGCUUAAGAAUCUGAUAAACAAUGAGGGUACUAUUCAAUUGAUUGAAGCUUUGUUUCAGGUUUUGAGGCAUGGAAAUUACAAGUCUAGGUCAUAUGCAACUAUGUUAUUAAAGUCAGCAUUUGAAGUGGCUGGACCAACCCAAUCAAGCAGUGUCAGAACAGAAUUGUUUGUGGAAAUAACAAGAUUUCUAAAGGAUCAGGUUUCAAAUCAGGGAUCUAAGGCAGCAUUGAAGCUUCUUGUGGAGUUGUGUUCAUGGGGUAGGAACAGAAUCAAAGCAGUAGAAGGUGGUUCUGUUUUAGUCCUCAUUGAGCUUCUUUUUGAGGUCUCUGAAAGAAGAUCAUGUGAACUCAUGUUGGCAGCUUUGGAUAAACUCUGUGACUGUGCAGAAGGAAGGGCUGAAUUCUUGAGCCAUGGAGCUGGAUUGGCCAUUGUGUCAAAGAAAAUUUUGUGGGUUUCUCAUGUGGCAAGUGAUAGAGGGGUUAGAAUUUUGAGCUCAAUUUGUAGGUAUUCAGCUACUACUAAGGUACUUCAAGAAAUGCUGCAAUUUGGGGUGGUGUCAAAGUUGUGUUUGGUGGUUCAGGUGGAAAGCAGUUUCAAGGCCAUGGAGACACUCAAAUUGCACUCUGGAGUUUGGAAGAAUUCCCCAUGUAUACCUCUCCCUUUGCUUUCAUUCCACCCAUGAUCUAGUCUAAUGGUCGCAUGUUUGGAUUAACUUAUUUUUUUCCUCAGAAUCAAUUAUGACAUUCGGAAGCUA
Molecule: messenger RNA, 1513 nt
Organism: Lotus japonicus
Lineage: Eukaryota; Viridiplantae; Streptophyta; Magnoliopsida; Fabales; Fabaceae
Product: E3 ubiquitin-protein ligase PUB23-like
Exons: 1
Coding region: 230-1441 (403 amino acids)
Biological process (GO): protein ubiquitination
Molecular function (GO): ubiquitin protein ligase activity
Source: RefSeq, a predicted model, not a curated record